CCCCACGCUGCGCCGCGCCAUCGCCACCGCCAUGGAGGGCACGCCCGGGCCCGUGUUCGUGGAGCUGCCCAUCGAUGUCCUCUACCCCUUCCACGUGGUGCAGAAGGAGCUCGGGGGCUCCAAAACCCCGGGGGCUGCGGGGGAAACUCGUCCAGUGGUACCUGCGGAAUUACCUGGCCGAUCUCUUUGCGGGGGCCUGGGAGCCGCGGGAGCUGCGCCCGCUGGGGCUGAGCAUCCCCAGGGCCACCCCGCAGCAGGUCCAGCAGUGCUCGGAGCUCCUGAGCCGGGCUCAGCGGCCGCUGCUGCUCGUGGGCAGUCAGGCCCUGCUGCCCCCAACGCCGGCUGAGGAGCUGCG
Messenger RNA from Camarhynchus parvulus, 355 nucleotides. RefSeq names its product ESX-1 secretion-associated protein EspK-like. Bases 32 to 346 code for a protein of 104 amino acids. The transcript has 4 exons. The record is from RefSeq and is a predicted model, not a curated record. NCBI's taxonomy places the organism in Eukaryota, Metazoa, Chordata, Aves, Passeriformes, Thraupidae.